This is a messenger RNA of Parnassius apollo (apollo), 3714 nucleotides long. The record is from the annotation of a GenBank genome assembly. Lineage: Eukaryota; Metazoa; Arthropoda; Insecta; Lepidoptera; Papilionidae.
AUGAAACCGCUUAAGGAUAGAUGGGAAGAUGAACUUAUUAAAUGGCAGCGCUUACAUGUUGGUUCAAAAUUACCAAAAGCAGAGUUUGCAAGAAUAAUAACGGAAAUUUGGGAUACUUUGAAUCCAGUGAUUUUGGAAAACGGAUUCAAAAGAACUGAAAUUUUUCCUGUUAACCGGGACGCAAUUGGGAAAGACAAAUUUGAUUCUUUGUCGUGGCAAAAGUGGCAGCAAUUCAUAGAAAAUCAACAAUCUGCCUUUAAUAUUAAUGAAAAUGAAUCGAGCUCAUUAACAUCAGAUUGCAGUUUUGAAUUAGCAGACACUGAUAACUCGGAUUAUGAAAAUUUUGAAGACUACAUAGCUGCGUGCUUAAGCGAAGAUGAGGAAAAAGAAAACUACCCGACAGAAAUUAAAUUUGGCUUGUCUGACAUUGAAUAUUUUGCCGAUGAAAAAAAAAUCAAAAACGAUGAUUGGAUAAUAGCCCAAUUUACUACAAAAAAAAGUGUGAAGCACUUUGUUGGCCAAGUUUUGACAUUAGAUGAUGCAAAAUGUCCAACAGUAAACAUAAGGGAAAAGGCGGUAGACGGACUAAAACUAAAAAAGGAAGACCUAAGGUAUCCGAACGUGUCACGAUCUGAACAACUUCAAGAAGCUGCGGCUCGUUACCGACAAAAACACCCUGAAAAACGUCGAGAAACCGUAGAACUUUAUAAUUCUUUACAUCCAGACGCCAACCGGGCAUCUGUAGCACAGUACAGUGCUUCACACCCUGAAGUAAACCGCGCAGCUGUAGCACGCUACAGUGCUUCACAUCCGGAAGUCAAUCAGGCUGCUGUAUCUCGCUACCGUGCUUUACAUCCGGAAGUCAAUCAGGCCGCAGUAUCUCGCUACCGUGCUUCACAUCCGGAAGUAAAGAGACAAAACUUAGCGCGAAAGAGAUCUACUGACAAACUAAAGUUUAAGGGAAACAUAGAAACAAUCACUAGAGUUCUUACAACUAAACUUAAAGAUAGAUUAGAAUCAGAAAAAAUAGUUAAGUGGACUCUCCAUAAUAGGCAAAGAACUUUAGAAGAUUUGAACAAGACUGCAAAUAUAUUAAAAGAAAAAAUAGUAGCGGCAUUAGAGAAGUUGAAAAUAUGUCCUGAAAGCACGGAUAUAAAAGACAAAUUUGAAGAAUUUCUUGGUAAAUCCGAACAUAGCAGUAAUCAGGAGCCAUUUUAUUCUGAACAAGCUUAUAAGGUUUAUGAAGAUAAAGAAAAAUCUAUUGAGAUUGAUGACACUGGCAAAGCAAAAACCAUUACAAAUGUCCAAAAGUCUGACAUGGUCUUGUUCGGAUUCAUUACUAUUAUCAGAGAGAUUUAUCAAAUACACAGCGACUGUAAGUUAUUGCUUGAUAUUGACGAUUCUUUGGCAAGUGGUAAUGUGGAUAAGCUUAUGGAGCUAGGAAAGCAACCGACGGUAGGAAGUGCCGUUGUAGAGCGUACAACUGAUAGUGAAAUCGUGGAAGAUGAAAUAAUAAAAAAUUUACCUAAUCAGCUCAUAAACAUACAAGAAAAUAUUCAACAUAAUGUUACAAAUACACCAGAUAAUGCUGAAGAAGGCAUUUUAGAAGAUGGUAGACACACAAGAGAAAAGGAAACUGAUUAUGAGCAUUACACCUUAUAUCCUUUGAAUGAACGGAGACAAAAUGCACCAGCUUCAGAAAUCUACCAAAUGCUCAAAGUAAACACAGCACCGAUUGUUGCCCGAGAUAAAGACCUCGCUGUUAAAUGUUUUCCACAUUUAUAUGUGAUUAUGAAAUUGGCCUAUGAAAAUGUUUUCAUAGGCCAAUUUCAUAAUCGGCAGCAGAAAGUAACUUCUAGUGAAUUUAUUAAAGCCCGGCUUAUGACAAAACAUCCUCAAUUUAGACUUAACCAACUCUUAUUAGUUUGUGGACUUAACCAACAGUAUCUAUUUUUCUUAUUGAAUGAUGCUAAUAUGCGCCAAUUAAACUCCGGAAUCUUUUAUAAAAUGAAUUGUGCUAAUCAGAGAGAUAAAAUUACGGCAGAACAGUAUCUCCAAAUGCUUAAAAAUGAUGAGCUGGAAGGUGAUUUGACCGCAAUAUUUGGCCGAGUGAGAAACACCGAACAGUUCUGGAAGAAACCAAGAAACGAUGUAAAUUGUAUGACUCAAAAUUACUGUCUAGCAACUUGGUUUCUUACCAUGAGUCCCUCUGAGUGGAUGUGGGAGGAUUUGGGAGAGUACAUCAGGCAAGUAAAUGGCGUUGAAAUGGCUAAUAAAACAAUCAGUGAAUUGGUUGCUCUUGACCCCGUAUCUACCUCACGUUUUAUAGAUAACAAGUUUCAUGCAAUGUUAGACUUAAUAACUAGUUCAGAUGAGCCUUUAGGUAAGAUUAUUCAUUACUUUUGGCGUCGAGAGUACCAAUCUAGGGGUGCUCAACACUUCCAUUUAAUGUUAUGGGUUAAGGAUGCACCCAUUCUACACAAGUCAUCUAUAGACGAGGUAGCGUCAUUUAUUUCUAAAUACGAGACAUGUGCCAUUCUAAAAAAAGAUAUUUCUCCUACUUUACAUCAACGGGUCACUUCGUAUCAAAUGCAUAAACAUAACAGUUAUUGCAUGAGGAGAAAGAAAACGAAAAAAGGAUUCGUUUCAGUUUGCCGUUUUGGAUUUCCUCGAACUGUGACGGAUUCUCUUAUCAUAAGAGACAUUUUUCAAACUAUAGCGGCAAGAAAAACUCUCAGCUCUAAUAAUCGUCUCUACAAUAUUGUCCGCUCAAAGGAGUCAGAUAUGAUUAAUGACUACAAUCCCGCUUUGCUGUUGGCGUGGAAUGGAAAUAUUGAUAUUCAAUAUGUUGGAGAGAAAACAGCCAUUUUGAACUAUUAUGUGACCAAGUAUACUACUAAAAGUGAAAAGACCCAUGCAACCGACAUGUUUAACGAUAUUAACUCUACAAAAAGUCUUAGAAGCCGGUUAUAUAAUAUUGGUCUCAGAGUAUUAUCGAAUCGAGAAUGCGGAGCUUUAGAAGCCAGCGAUACAUUAUUGGGAAUACCACUUUACGGCACGGACCCACAAACAACAAUAAGAUGGUUAGACGUAAACAUUCAUCGUAAUCGCAGGGUUAAAUCGAAAUCUGAAAUGACUGCACUGGACCCGAAUUCCACUGACAUAUAUUACGAUUCUUGGAUAGACAACGUUUACCCUGCCAGACCUGACGAUUUACAAGACAUGAAUUUAUUAGACUUUGCGAAAGACUAUGAUUUAGUUAAUACACGGCCUGUUUCAAAUAAAGUAGAGUAUUAUGUUUUAGCAAAUAAAAAACGAGAUAGACCAUACCUAAUUAACCAUUACCUGUAUGAUGUAGAGCAAAUGCCAGAAAAAUAUUUCUUUUCCUUGUUGUUAUUAUUUAAACCUUGGAGAAUACUAGAUGACCUAAAAAUGCAACAUGAGACAUACACAGAAACAUUUAAUGCUGUAAAGGACGAUUUACAAGAAGCGUUACGCUACGGAAAUUUACGGACUGAAUUACGAAAUAUUUUACAAACAGCUUUUGAAAAGGCAGAAGAAAAAGUAGCAGAACUAAACGAAGAAAGGGAAAACAUAGUAGAUGAGGGACCCAACAAUACUUUAGAGUUUGAAGCUUUGGAAGCGGUAAAUGCUAUGGAAGAUUUAAACAACUUUGAUUUAGUUGAAGCAGAUAUUUUUGAAAUGAAUGAGUAA